Trichoderma breve is the source of this 1773-nucleotide messenger RNA. RefSeq names its product bZIP transcription factor domain-containing protein. The coding region runs from base 1 to 1773 and encodes 590 amino acids. The transcript is spliced from 2 exons. Gene Ontology annotation, biological process: regulation of DNA-templated transcription. Gene Ontology annotation, molecular function: DNA-binding transcription factor activity. Lineage: Eukaryota; Fungi; Ascomycota; Sordariomycetes; Hypocreales; Hypocreaceae. The record is from RefSeq and is a predicted model, not a curated record.
AUGGACAACUAUUACUCUUCAGCAUCCAUGGCUAUGGACGCGAGCCAUGAGCAAAAGUUCUUCAAGGCAGAGGAGACCAACGGCCUAGAUGACAGCCUUCUUGAUCACAGCGGCAUUGACUCAGGCUUGGAACUUUCCCCUCCUAUGGACAACAGGCGAGAGUCAUUCGGCAUCGGAGGACCUCUCUUCUCUCCCAAGACGGAAGAUUGGCACUCUGUCGACAUGCAGUCGCUGCCUUCCAACAACCCCUUCUUCGAGCCGCAUAGCACAAACCCCUACAUGCGCUUCGACCAGCCCUCUGGCAACCCUUUCAUCUCUUCGGGCAAUCCCUGGGCCAUGAACGGAGGCUCCGGAGCAGCCACGCCUUUCCAGCGCUUCAGUGGUAUGGCGACGGAUUUUGAUGCCAACACUUCCAUUUUCCAGCAGCCCAUCCACGCUCCCACUCCUUUCCCCACCUCAGGCAACAUGUUCGCCGGUCUGGCGGACAGCCAGGCCAUGCAAGACGCCAAGAAGAUGCGACCUAGCAGCCCCUCCAUCCGAUCGCACAAUGAUCUGCGACGCGGCGAUGGCAUUCGCAAGAAGAAUGCUCGCUUUGAGAUCCCCGCUGAGCGGAACUUGAGCAACAUCGACCAGUUGAUUUCCCAGUCGACGGAUGAGCAGGAGAUUAAGGAACUCAAGCAACAGAAGCGACUGCUGCGAAACCGACAGGCAGCUCUCGACUCUCGGCAGCGCAAGAAGCAGCACACUGAGCGCUUGGAAGAUGAGAAGAAGCAAUUCACCGUCGUCAUCACUGACAUGGAAGAGGAGCUGGCUAGCCUCAAGACCAAGGUGGAGCAGCUCAUGCUCGAGAAGCAGCAGUGCGUCGAUUACAUCGAGACCCUCACCCUUGAGAAGGACGAGAUGAUCCGCACUCACACUAUCGAGACUGGUGAGCUGAGGAAAAAGGUGGGUGUCCUGACCGACCAUGUCCAGCGCCUGGAGAGCAGCAUUCCCCCCAACGCUGCCGCCAACGGCUUCUCCGGUGCCUACGACGACAUGGACGAUGCCAUGGAUUUGGCCGGUGCUUGGGAUAAUGGCUUCCUCAACGACUUUGAUGAGGUCAAGCCGCCCAUGACUGUUGCCCCUGUCAAGAAGGACACCAACCCCUUCACCUCCGGCUCUGAGAAGAGCUCCUCCCAGGGUGGCUUGUUGUUCAUGCUUUUCCUUGUUGGCGCCUUUGUCAUGUCUAGCCGCUCGAUGCCCUCCAUCCCCCGCGUGUCGGAGGAUGUCCGAGUUGCAUCGGCGACUCUUCUCGACAACGUCCUCAAGGACGCCGGCGUCGACCCCUCGACUGGCACGCACGCCAUCGCUCCUCAGCCUUCCGGCGUCUCUUGGGGACAGCCCGUUAGCGCUAGUGUUAUGGCCGGCAUGGCUGCUGAUGGCGUUGUUGCGCCGUCCAUGCUUGUAGAGCUCGGUGAUAGCCUCAUCCAGCCCUCGCAACAGCAGACCAACGAGCAGAUCUUCUCCCUCUCUGCCGCCCAGUACAACGGAGUCAGCGACCACGACUUCCUCCGCGAUGCCGCCGGUAGAAUGCCCACCAAGGCUCGCAAGAACCUGGCUCAGUCUCUUGCUGAGAUGCGGGACGCCGCCAAGCAGUCCGGUGCCGCCGAGGUGUACACUCGCACUCUCCUCUGGGAUCAGAUCCCCAACGAUGUGGUCCGAAACUUUGCCAGAAUGGUUGUAGAGUGCAACGGCGCUCAAAAUUCGCAGCAAUGCAACGAAGCGAGAUCAUGA